AUGGCGACCACCAUCAUCACCAUCGAUAAUUUCCAGGAGGGGCUUUCCGGCUGGACGCCCGAAUCUCCUCAUCAGCUCUAUGCCAUUGUCGACAUGGGAAGCAAUGGUAUCCGCUUCACGAUAACAGAUCUCUCGCCCCCUUUCACCCGGCUCUUACGAUGCAUCUACCGUGAACGCGCAGGCAUCUCACUCUUUGAUGCGCUCUCCUCUUCAGCUGAAGAUGGCCCCUCUUCGGACCUCAAGUUCCCCACCGAGACCAUCACCCUCGUCUCCGAGACACUCGCGCGGUUCAGGCGCAUAGCCGACGGCUACUCCAUCGAGACCCUCUUCGGCGCCGUCAUGGGCUCGAGGAGCUCGUUUGUUCACGUGAAUCGUGGUGGCCUCUUCCUGGAUCUCGGUGGCGGAUCGGUGCAAAUGACGUGGGUCGACAGCAAGCUUCCCGAGUACGAAAUCAAGGCCGCCCUCGCCGGCGUCUCGAUGCCGUUUGGCGCCGCCCGGCUGAUUCGUGUUUUGGAAGGCGACGCCGACGUAGCCACCGCCGAGACGAAGAAACUGCGCGACGGAAUGCGACAGUCCUUUGAGAGCCUACGGGACAGGUUUCCAUCCCUCCGCGAAGGAUUAGAGAGCGACGAGGGGAUCGAUGUCUACCUGUGCGGCGGAGGGUUCCGCGGCUACGGCUCCAUGCUCAUGCACAACGACCCGGUCCAGCCGUACCCCAUUCCGUCCGUUGGCGCGUACACGGUCCGAGGCGACGUUUUCCGCCAGACCAAGCGCAUGCGGGAAGUGAACGAAGAGUUUGGCGGCAAGGUCUUUGGCAUGUCGAAGCGACGGAGGAAGCAGUUCCCCGCCAUCCUCGAAGUCUUGGAGGCCUUCGUCGCCGUCGUGCCCUCCAUACGCACGGCGACGUUCUGCACCGGGUCGAACCGGGACGGGGCUCUCCUUAUGAAGCUGCCGCGCGACGUUCGCGAGUCCGACCCCCUCGCGGCGUUAGCCAACAGAAUUUGGUUCCGCUUAGGCGAGGAUGUCUAUUCCAACGCGGCCUACGCCCUCCACGAAGCCGUCACGAGGGACCCCAAGGCGCCGGGGCUGACCCACCUCGCGCGAGCCGCCUUGGGACUGACGGUUGCGGGGAGGUGGGGUUAUAGCCUUGGACCGAUCGAUGCCGAACUGUACACCGGUCUGAGGGGCAUCAUGGAUGAGGCACACGAGGAGGCCGGGUUUUGGGCCGAGUAUAUCGGCGGGGUGGCGGGUGUCGUGGCCACCAUUCUACCCUACCCGCCUCAAAAGGCUGAAGACAUUACCAACAACAUCAGGAUCUCGUCUACCCUCGAUACGAGCGGGAAAAAGGACAAAAUUCGGAUCCACUUCCAUGUGCCUUCGGAUACCCUCAAGGGCAUUGACGUAGGGACCAUCGAAAAGGCCAUGGAAGAGGUUGGAAAAGAAAAAGGCAAGAAAUGUGACAUCAAAGUACGUGCCCAGAUCUCGGCCUUUUAA
Molecule: messenger RNA, 1494 nt
Organism: Parascedosporium putredinis
Lineage: Eukaryota; Fungi; Ascomycota; Sordariomycetes; Microascales; Microascaceae
Source: the annotation of a GenBank genome assembly